AAGGGUGACCAAAAGGUUGUGAACCUUCUUGAUGAAUACCACCAACGGAACAUUUCAGACCGGAAACUCAUAAGCAAGUUAUUGCAAGCUGAACAUAGCAUCAAAAUGAGUGAAGCAACAGUUGCUCGCCGUAGACGAGAAUUGGGCUUAUUUGGCAGCCAUGUGACAGCAGCCCAACUGCCAGAUGUUACCAAGCGCCAACUUGUGCUAGACCAGCUUGCGAACGAUCCCUAUGGUCGUCGUGGACCAUGCAUUGUGAAGGAACUCAUUGUAAAACAAACUGGAGUCAUGCUCCCACAUGACUACAUCAGAGACCAGAUGAUGUUACAAGAACCAGAAGGUUUUGUGACUUGUGAACCUACCAGCAAGAAGCUGUCCCAG
Suillus paluster is the source of this 381-nucleotide messenger RNA. RefSeq lists its product as uncharacterized. Lineage: Eukaryota; Fungi; Basidiomycota; Agaricomycetes; Boletales; Suillaceae. The annotation marks the transcript as partial. The record is from RefSeq and is a predicted model, not a curated record. The transcript is spliced from 3 exons.